This is a messenger RNA of Durusdinium trenchii, 2028 nucleotides long. The record is from the annotation of a GenBank genome assembly. Lineage: Eukaryota; Dinophyceae; Suessiales; Symbiodiniaceae.
AUGUUGAUGGCCCAGAGAAUAGGUGAUGACUGGAGAAGAUGCAGUCGCUGCGAGGCUCUCCCGGUGCAGCGCCACGUGAGCCGCGCGGAGCGGAGUCCGAUUGAAGAGCAUCCGCGGCCAGAGCACCUGGCGGGUACCCGUACGAGAGAUCCUUUGCAGGGCGUGCCAGCAGGCGGGAAGCUGGUGCUGUCGGCGGAUUGUGGAGGGACCACUACCAGGUUGAUGCUGUACUGCGUGAACUGGACGGACCCCGUGGAGAAGAAGCGCCGCGCGCCGGGCACGCUGAUCCGCGAGGAGAAGUAUCCCAACAUCGCCUUCAAGUCCUUGCAGGACAUCAUCAAAACCUUCCUCUUCCAGGAUUGCGCGCUGCCAGAGGAUGCGCAUCCCACGGUGGCCGUGAUGGCGGUGGCUGGAGUGAUCCUCAACAACCAGUGCCGCUUUACCAACUUAGACUGGAAGGUGAACGGCUACGAGUUGGAGUCCGAGCUGAAGAUCGGCAAGGUGGAACUCAUUAACGACUUCGUGGCGCAGGGCUAUGGCAUGCUCACCUUGGCCGAUGAUGAGGUGACGCGCUUGAACGACGUGGAGCCUGAAGAGCAUGGCACCAUUGCGUGUGUGGGCGCCGGUACGGGUCUGGGGCAAUGCUUCUUGGUGGCGGACCAGAAGACGGGCGAGUAUCGCUGCUAUCCUAGUGAAGGGCAGCACGGAGAGUUCGGGCCGCGCGGCGCGGGCUCGGACGAGCUGAAGCUGGAGUUGCUCAAGUACCUGAAGAUCAAGUUCUCCAACGCCGGGAACCGCAUCUCCACCGAACGGGUGGUCUCAGGAACAGGUAUUUGCAACAUCUACGAGUUUUUAGCCUACAAACAUCCGCAUGAGGUGGAUGAAGAGGUGCAUCAGCUGCACAAUGAGCGGCCCAAGGAUGCAGGACUCAUCGCCAUGAAUGCGACACCGGGCUCCUUGUGCGAGAAAACCUUGAAGAUCUUCUCCGACGCCUAUGGUGCCCAAUGCGCCACCUUCGCCCUCUAUGUGCAGCCCUUCGGAGGCAUCUACAUCACCGGAGGCGUCACCAAGAAGAUGCGUGAGUGGCUGCUGUCAGAAGGUUCCUUCAUGAAGGCCUACUACGACAAAGGCCGCUUGACGCCGGUGCUGCACCGCGUACCCUUGAUGAUCGUCAACAGCGACGACAUGGGGCAACGCGGCGCUCACCUGCGUGCUGUGAUGCUCUUGAAGUCUGAGGUGGAAGUACAAGCUAGGCGCCUCUUCGAUGCCUUGGAUGUGAACAAGGACGGUGUGCUCCUCCUGCCAGAGCUCGAGGGCCUCUUCGAAAUGGCCGGGAACAAGGUCGGUCCGCACAGGAGCGAGAUGGCGCAGCGGCUGAUGGAAGACUUGGACUCCGACAAGAAUGGCGUCGUCUCCUUUGCGGAGUUCCUGAAAGGCUACAACCACCUGCCCUCUCGGAUGAUCUCGGAGUCUGCCUUCCUGCACGAUCCCAACGAUCCUCACAAGCAGGAGCCGCCCAUGGAGUCCUCCGAACUGGUCUCUCCGCCCGACCGGGGCAAUGACCCCGACAGCCAGCUGGCCUUGGCCGAGGAGCUGCGGAAGUUUCAGAGUAAGGAGAGGCGCCAGGCCAUCGAUCCCUUCAAGGACUCGCAUGCGCCACUCUUCCAGACCAGGCUCUACAAGCGGCUCUAUGACAGCGACCCCGCACGUGAGGACUCCUGGCUUCAUCGUGUCUACUGGGUGAGCAACUCAGGUGGCAUCAACUACCACAGUGUCACUGAGGGAAAGGCCUUGCAAUACAUUGCUCCUGAGCAAGUGGCCGACAUCUCUUUCCGCGCGGUGCCGGAUGAGAAGCGCUCCUGCAAGAAGCAUCGCUUCAUCAUCGAGCCCCCGCCCGACGUGGACCGACCGCAGCCGGCCACGGAAUUUGCAGCUCCAUCUGCAGAUAUUCUGGAGCUUUGGAUGAUCGAGUUGGAGGCGUUGAAGCAAAAGGCCCAAGCCGCCAAGGAGCGGAAGCGCCGACGCUGA